Messenger RNA from Colletotrichum godetiae, 748 nucleotides. RefSeq lists its product as uncharacterized. The record is from RefSeq and is a predicted model, not a curated record. NCBI's taxonomy places the organism in Eukaryota, Fungi, Ascomycota, Sordariomycetes, Glomerellales, Glomerellaceae. The transcript has 2 exons. The coding region runs from base 95 to 424 and encodes 109 amino acids.
GUGAUUUUGGCGAUGCUCAUAUAUUUUCUUCUUGACUAUCCCCCCGCCGCCUACCUCAUAGCCAACACGUGAAGCUAUCAUUAGCGUUUCCAUCAUGAAAAACUGGGUCCCUUUGAUUUUGGCCGCUUUGGUUGCAGGCACCGCAGCCAAAGACUGUGCCUUUUUCUACGACUCCACUGUCUCGGAUCCCUACAUGGCUUCUCUUCCUGCUUCCAACGCGCAGUGGUACUGCAAAAACGACAUUGGCGGUACAAUGGAAGACAAAGAGUCGAAUAUCUCCAACUCAGCAACCAACCCGAACUUUAGAUGCGGCAUUUGUCGAGGAGCUAGGAGCUCGACCAAGAACUACGACAUCCCUGAUAAGAUUGGCAACUACGCAAUUAGGUGCGGGUAUUAUGCUCCCGGCAAGUGCACAGCGAACUAGAAGCCAAAGUCGGUGCAUCAAUGGCCUCAAAAAUAACAUUAUGAAGCUUAAGAUGUAUAAUUUGAACUGAACCUGAAUACAAACGGGAGUUUUGUUAAAGAGCGUGGUUCUGCGAUCAGGCCUAGGAGUUUCAACGUCUAGAGGUGGCAAUGCCAUGGAGAGACCUAUAGCUUCGGGUUCGACCACGACACCUAGGCCAACGCUUAUGAAUUCCACAACCCAUCAAUUGCUGAAUAGCAUCACCAGAACAGUCUCCAGUUUAUUUCGAGAAUGUUUGUAGUCAGAUACCAGGGAAAUAGAGCAAAUUAGAAAAUUUCUAGAGAC